Messenger RNA from Mastomys coucha (southern multimammate mouse), 684 nucleotides. It is a transcript of the gene Thap8, whose product is annotated as THAP domain containing 8. The record is from RefSeq and is a predicted model, not a curated record. NCBI's taxonomy places the organism in Eukaryota, Metazoa, Chordata, Mammalia, Rodentia, Muridae.
CAGCCCAUGAGCAGUGAGCACUGGGUGUCCAGGUGCCCCCAGUACUUGGCAAGUGAGCAUUCUACAUCCUCCUGCUUCCAGUGGCGAUGAGGAGUUCACUCCCUGCGGCCUGAUGCGGUACCCUCCACUUUCUCCAGGACAUCAACUGACAAGCCCUUAACACCCAAAGGAAUGCCCUUAUUACUCAGUGAUGCUCUAACACCUCCCUUCCAUCUUGUAAGAACCAGGAGCACCAAGAAGCCCGCAGCACUACCAUUUCUUCCUAGACAGGAAGUUUCGCCUGUGCCCCUGGAGCCCAGCAGCACAGCCUCUGGCUCAGUGUAUCUCAUGAUGCUGGGACCUCUAUCUAGAGGAGACCCUGAAGCAGCCGCCACCAUGCUCCUGACCCCCUUGUCCUUCCCACUUGCUUCCACAGGGCCAAGGCCUGGAGUCCCUGACCAGCACCCACCCGGGUUAGAGGCUACUUUUGGGGUGCUGCAACAGCGAGUUCACAGGUUGCAGAGACACCAAGGGCAGCACCAGGCACAGCUGUGAGCUUUGGAACAGCUGGCGCAGCAGCUGGGAGAGCCUGCUGGCCUGUGCACACAAGCAUCCAUUGUGCUGUCUGAGAGCCUCUGGGCCUGGCACCCAGGACACUGGCUCCACCUGCAGGGCCUCUGCUUUAAACCAGGGUCCAGUGUUUAA